UGGGACUAAUUUUGAGGUCCCAAGGGGCUGACACUAUGAUGGAAAAUCCCCAGGAUAGAGAUAUAUAUCCUCGCUGCCUUUACUGAAUUACUGAAGCUGAAUGAGUUUGUGUUUCCUGUCCCCAUAUAUACUUUUCCACUACACUGGUUCCCUGCAAUCACCAGAGGAACUCAUGCAGCCAAAGCCGAGAGCCAAUGGAACAACAGUUACUGAAUUCAUCCUGUUGGGCUUGGUGGAGACACCAGAGCUGUGGCCACUUGUCUUCAUACUCUUCCUCUUGGCUUACAUGACCACGGUUGGGGGCAACCUUAGCAUCCUGGCAGCUGUCUUGGUGGAACCCAAGCUCCACACUCCCAUGUAUUUCUUCCUGGGGAAUCUUUCAGUGAUGGAUGUGGGGUGCAUCAGCAUCACCAUUCCCUGCAUGUUGUUUCGGCUCUUGGCCCACAAGCGUACAAUUCCAUAUGGGGACUGCCUCACACAGCUCUUCUUCUUCCAUCUGCUGGCUGGGGUUGACUGCUUCCUGUUGACAGCCAUGGCUUAUGACCGGUUCCUGGCCAUCUGCCGGCCCCUCACCUACAGCACCCGCAUGAACCACACAGUCCAGAGGAUCUUGGUGGCCACAUCCUGGGCUUGUGCCUUCAGCAAUGCACUGACACACACUGUGGCCAUAUCCACACUCAACUUCUGUGGCCCCAACGUGAUCAAUCACUUCUACUGUGACCUGCCCCAGCUCUUCCAGCUCUCCUGCUCCAGCACCCAGCUCAAUGAGCUGCUGCUCUUUGCAGUGGGUUUCAUAAUGGCAGGAACCCCCAUGGCACUCAUUUUCACGUCCUACAUCCAUGUGGCAGCCGCAGUUCUGCGAAUCCGCUCUACUGAAGGCAGGAAGAAAGCCUUCUCCACAUGCAGCUCUCACCUUACUGUGGUUGCCAUAUUCUAUGGCACAGGCAUCUUUACCUACAUGAGACUCGGGUCCAUCAAACUUUCAGAUAAGGAUAAAGCUAUUGGGAUUUUCAACACUGUCAUCAAUCCCAUGGUGAACCCACUCAUCUACAGCCUCAGGAACCCUGAUGUGCAGGCUGCCUUCUGGAGGGUAUUCACAGGGAGGAGGGCGGCUGCUUAAGAUGGUCUCAAAGCUCCUUUCAUCUAUUAUUUUCAAAGCUAAAAGUAGAGCUAGGGAUGUCCUGUAUUGUCAAAUACUACAACAAAUUGUUCAUAACUUUGUCUAUUAUAGAACUUAAUUUAAGGGAUAACAAUUAUUGUUCCCCGAAGAACUUGUACCCAGGUAGACUAUGGUGUGUACACAGGUCCUCCCUGAUCUGCCCUUAGAUGAGUUCCACUUUUAAUCACUGUAUCUUUUCUUUAGCUGGAGUUCCCAAAGUGUCUCAGUAAGCAUCUUCCUGAGGAGUCUUACGCUUUCUUCAAGUUAGAGUAUAGUUGGUCUGUGUAUGCAACCUAAGCCUAGAUGUGGAAAAGCUUAUUCCUCCUAUAAAAUUUUUAUAAGAUUCAGAGGAAAUAGGGAGGAACUUUUCUCUUUGGUUUCAUAUUCCCUAUUCAUUCUAGAGAAAUUGGUAUCUGGGCACAGCUCGCAGACCUGAUUGUGAAUAUUAAAACUCUAUGCACAUGUAAGGAAAGUUAUGAUGCAAAAUGAACUUCCCUCAAUUACCAUUCUUGUAUGUUUCUAACCUUUAAAAGAUAAGAAGUUCUAUUCUAAACAUUCAACCCCUUAUUACUCAAUAUUAAAAUCCCUUCUGAAUUCUCACUUUUCACCACGAAGCUUCUAAAAGCUAUAAAUCCAUGUGUGAAUGCAGACCACACUGUGAUGUCUCACCCUGUCAGGGAAAGUGACUCUACCCUAGAGUGUUCUCUCAUCCUGUGUUCU
This is a messenger RNA of Arvicola amphibius (Eurasian water vole), 1879 nucleotides long. RefSeq names its product olfactory receptor 3A1-like. Gene Ontology annotation, cellular component: membrane. The record is from RefSeq and is a predicted model, not a curated record. The coding region runs from base 101 to 1120 and encodes 339 amino acids. Gene Ontology annotation, biological process: G protein-coupled receptor signaling pathway. Lineage: Eukaryota; Metazoa; Chordata; Mammalia; Rodentia; Cricetidae. The transcript is spliced from 2 exons. Gene Ontology annotation, molecular function: olfactory receptor activity; G protein-coupled receptor activity.